Messenger RNA from Nothobranchius furzeri (turquoise killifish), 2285 nucleotides. RefSeq names its product EWS RNA-binding protein 1b (gene ewsr1b). Gene Ontology annotation, cellular component: nucleus. The record is from RefSeq and is a predicted model, not a curated record. Gene Ontology annotation, biological process: regulation of DNA-templated transcription. Gene Ontology annotation, molecular function: RNA binding; transcription coregulator activity. NCBI's taxonomy places the organism in Eukaryota, Metazoa, Chordata, Actinopteri, Cyprinodontiformes, Nothobranchiidae.
AGACUUGCGGGGGAGGGGCAUGGUCUGGAAGUGGAUGGGCGUGACUUACGCUCCCUGUUGCCAACAGUUUGUAGCCAACGGUGAAAUAGUCAUCUCUAAAAUGGCGUCAGCUCCCGAUUACAGCUCUUACAGUCAGACUGGUGCUCAGCAGGGGUAUGCCUCCUAUGCUGCCCAGCCGUCUCAGAAUUACGGACAGUCUGCACAGCAGGGUUAUGGCCAACAGAGUUAUGGAUCUUAUGCCCAACCUGCUGCUGCUUCUGCAGAUGGCAGUUACACCCAGACCACCCCUGCAGCUGGAGGAUACCCUCAGCAGCAGCAGCAGCAAUAUGGAUCUUCAUAUGGGCAGCAGGCAUCAGCAGCUGGAUAUCCUGCUGCCCAGUCAGCUGCCCAUGGAUACACUCAGUCAGCUCAGACGUAUGGAGCCAGUGGUUAUGAUGGCACUCCAGCUGUUGCUGCAGCAGCUGCUGCAGCUGCUGCUGCUCCGGCUGCAGCCACCCAGUCUUAUGGCUCUCAGGCAGGAUACACUGCCCAGUCUGCCUAUCCUGGGUACAGUCAGCAGGCUACUCCUUCUGCCCCUCAGAGUUAUAAUGCUAACAGUCAGCCUAGUAGUUACAACCAGAACAGCUACUCCCAGCCCGCUUCAUAUGGACAACAGCCUGGCUACCAGGGUCAGCAGGCCGGCUACAACCAGCAGCAGGGCUACCAACAGCAAACAGCACAGCAGCAACAAGCUCCUCCUGCUUACCCUCCACAAGGCGCCGGCUCUUAUGGACAGUCUGCAGCUAACCAAUACAACCAACAAGGUGGACCACCAAGUUAUGGACAGCCUGGCCAUUACAGUAACUACAGGCAGGAUGGCCAGGGUGGAGGUUCUGGUUAUCCAGGCUCUGAGUCUGGGAGGUACCAAGGUGGAGGAGAAGGCAGGGGCCCAGGCAGAGACGGCUUUGACCGAGGUGGAAUGAUGCAUCGUGGGCGUGGAGGCAUGGGGCGUGGAAUGGGCAGCGCUGGAGAGAGAGGUGGCUUCAGUAAGCCUGGUGGACCAAUGGGUGACGACCGUGAAAUGGGACGACCAGAGGAGCAGGAUGACUCGGAGAACAGCACGAUCUACAUCACAGGGUUGACCGAGAAGGCCAACAUAGAGGAAAUGGCUGAAUUCUUUAAGCACGUCGGUCCAAUAAGGAUGAAUCGCAGAUUGGGCCAGCCUGCUAUCAAUAUCUACACAGACAAGGAGUCGGGGAAGCCCAAGGGUGAUGCCACCCUGUCCUACGAGGAGCCCGUCUGUGCCAAAGCGGCCGUCGAGCAUUUUGAUGGGAAAGAGUUUCAAGGCCGAAGGCUCAAGGUGGCCAUGGCACGCCGAAAACCCAUGAUGGGAGGAAUGAGGGGGGGCAUGCCCAUGCGAGAUGGGAUGAUGGGUCGUGGAGGUAUGAUGGGCCGAGGAGGAGAGCGUGGUGGUUUUGUCCCACGAGGGGGUCCACGUGGAAUGGGCAGAGGUGGACCUACCGGAGGAAACAUGCAGCAGAGAGCUGGAGACUGGGAGUGUCCUAAUCCGGGGUGUGGAAACCAAAACUUUGCUUGGAGGAUGGAGUGUAACCAGUGCAAAGCUCCCAAGCCUGAGGGCUUAGGCGGUGGUCCCCCUUUUCCCCCAGGAGGUGAAAGAGGCAGAGGGGGAAUGGGAAUGCGUGGGGGAAGAGGAAUGGACCGUGGAGGGCCAGCGGGAGUCGGCGGCCCAGGUGGACCUGGAGGUUUCCGAGGAGGGUGGGGAGGUGACCGCGGUGGAUUCAGAGGACGCGGUGGAAUGGACAGGGGGGGGUUCCGUGGUGCUGGGCGGGGAGGCCCACCUAUGGACCGAAUGGGUGGCAGAGGGGGAAGAGGAAUGGGACCGCCAGGUGGCAAGAUGGAAAUGAGGGACCAUCGCCAGGAGCGUAGGGACCGCCCUUACUGAAGGAAAACUUCUGGACAGUUCCUUGUGUGGAAUCUGAAUUUUAAAGGAAGUUUUAAUUUAUGAUUCCAGAUUUUGAUGGUUAUUGAACUGCUUUCACACAACCUGUGCAGUUGGUGAACUCUGUUUUCAAUUUAAUUUUACAUUUUUUAGUUGGUCUAUGUUUAUGCUACAUCUUGUAUUGUGCAUGUCUUUUGUUUAUUUUUAAAAAUGCAGAUUAAGUUUAGAAUUGUAAUGUAAAAUGCAAUAGUUUUCAUUGGUUGUCACAAGUUUCUCCUGUUUCCAAAAACGUACUGUUGUAUGAUGAUUAAAGUGGGAAAUAAAGUUUUACUCAUUUCAUGUUGAA